GAGUGAUAGAGCGAGAGAGGGAGCGAGAGGGGCGCUGAGCUACAUUGCAAGCUGUUUGCAAAAAUGGGGGAUGACAAACCUUUUGUGUGCAACGCUCCCGGCUGCGGACAGAGGUUCACCAAUGAAGACCACCUUGCUGUCCAUAAGCAUAAGCACGAGAUGACGCUGAAAUUUGGACCUGCUCGGACAGAUUCGGUCAUCAUUGCAGACCAGACGCCGACUCCUACUCGUUUCCUGAAGAACUGUGAAGAAGUUGGCCUGUUCAACGAGCUGGCCAUGCCCUUCGAGCAGGAGUUCCGUAAAGCCCAGGAAGAUGACGACAAGAGAGCCAAGAACCUUCUGCCUGCGCCUGGCUCUUCAGCGCUGGACAUGAGUCUGCAGACGCCUUCAGACGUAAUCCGAGUGAAGGAAGAGGAGCCGGUGGACGUGGACGACUCCCCUCCGGCUAGUCCGGAUUCCGUCUCCAGCAGAUCGGACAGUAACCAGGAGGCCUCAGUCAGGGGAAUGGAAUCUCCACCUAAGUCAGCGGCGAGUUCGGCGUCCAUCACCACUAUCAUCCGGCCUGGCUCUCUUGCACUGCACCUGGGCUACGACCACCUGCACCCCACCAUGCCUUCACCCACUUCAGUCAUCACACAGGCCCCACCAUCCAGCCGCACCCUCGGGUCUCCUACGGGUCUGUUCCCAAUGAUGCUGUUUCCCAACGGCCAAACGGUUCCUGUGCUCCCGGGCUCGGUCCAAAUGCCUUCCGUUAUUUCUCUGGCCAGGCCCGGCAUGUGUAUGGUGCCCAACAUUCCAGGAAUCCCAGGUCCUCCGCUGGGGGGAAGCAGCAGCGGCUCGUCCUCCCCGUCCGGCUACAACCCACACGCCGAGGCCAAGAUGCGGCUCAAAGCGGCAUUGUCUCAGCAGACCACAGCAGCCUGUGUCAGCAUGGCGAUGGGCUCCGGUGCCAUGGUGCCACAGAGGAUGGAACACAGCCAACUACUAGUGCAGCAUCCAGAUGCCCCAUCACCCGCACAGCCACAGGUUUCUCCAGCCCAACCGACAGGCGGCCGACGGCGACGCACAGUGGACGACGACCCAGACGAGAGGAGACAGCGAUUUCUGGAACGCAACCGAGCGGCAGCUUCACGGUGCAGGCAGAAACGCAAGGUUUGGGUCAACUCUCUGGAGAAGAAGGCAGAAGAUCUGACCUCCAUGAAUGUCUCGCUCACAACCGAGGUCUCUCUCUUACGAAACGAGGUUGCUCACUUGAAGCAGCUGCUGUUGGCCCAUAAGGAUUGUCCUGUCACCACCCUACAGAAGAAGGCCGCCUAUCUGGGAGAGGAACCCAUGAAGCAGAUGUGUGAAUCCACAGGAUCUCCGGCGCCGGUGAUCCAGCACAGCUCGAUGGCUCCGAGUCCCUCGGGCUCAUCGGGGCCGAACGGCGUGAACUCGCGGGCCGCCGCCGAGGUGGUGGCCAUGUCUGUGCUGGCCGGUAUGGGCUCCCAGCGGGCAGAGAGCGGGCCCUCGCACGUCAUCAUGACCACACAACCCUCGGCCAGAUGAUAAGCCCAGCGCCGGGAGGGAUGAGGCUUCCUCAUCUUCCUCCUCCUCCUCCUCUCCCCGGACCUUUCGUGCUAUCUUCAGCCUGGAGCUCGGCCCAAUUCUGAGAAUGAACUAGUACUGUUGGGAGAAAGCAAGAGCUUCCUGUUCACUAUGCCAUAGACUACGGGGGCUGGACUCCGAACCGACGUCCUUAUUACUAUCCCGAAACCUUACUAACUUUAUUGACUUCAUGUCCCCUGCCCUCUUCGUACUCGUCGCCUUUCCUUUUCAUACUUCGGUGACCUGUAGGACAGCAGAGUGCUUCCUGAUUUUAUUAUGCAUAGCUGUUAUGCAAAUAUCACGUGCACAUUCAUAUAGCAAUAUGUGGAGAGAUGUGAUUAGUGGCGUGCCGUGAUGUGCGUGCUCACAUGUACCGUGCAGUACUUUUAUAUCUCUUUAUGAGAGGAGAAACUCACACAUGUUGGAUUUGCUCUGAUUCUGGUCUCUUACAUUUGAACUCAACUUUUCGUUUGAUGGAGGCCGAGCGAAUCCUUCAACCGAACUCUACAAAGUUCUGACCUCAUUUCUAGCCCUUUAUUAUAGUUUAUAUUUAGAGUGUGUGUCUGAGCGAGCGAGUCUGUGUGUGUACAGGAACGUACGGUAUAUUUCAUGGGACUGAUACACUAAUGUUGGCAUGCGAAACGUAUUUGAUCCUAUAUUUGGGAUGUGUUAUAUUUUACUCUCUAUAUUUACUAUGUACGGCACAUACAGUGAGAGCUGUAGAGGCUAAAAAUAAUGGACUUUGUCUUCAUAGCCUGGGAUGACGAACCCUCAGACUAUAAACCGGCUCACGGUCACAUUUCAAUUCUAAUCGAAUCCUCCUGGUUAAGGUUGCUGUGUAAGGUUACAUCACGGCUAAAUGGUUCCACGUCUGGCCUUCUUGUAAAAUGUUCAGUCAUUAUCUCUACUGUGCACUUCAGCCGCAUCAGGACUAACGCUCUUAACACUCCAGGAUUUAAUUACUUCUUCUUACUUUUGUUUUUAAAUAAAUACUU
Molecule: messenger RNA, 2582 nt
Organism: Trichomycterus rosablanca
Lineage: Eukaryota; Metazoa; Chordata; Actinopteri; Siluriformes; Trichomycteridae
Gene: atf7a
Product: activating transcription factor 7a
Exons: 12
Coding region: 64-1548 (494 amino acids)
Biological process (GO): regulation of transcription by RNA polymerase II
Molecular function (GO): DNA-binding transcription factor activity, RNA polymerase II-specific; cAMP response element binding
Source: RefSeq, a predicted model, not a curated record